Molecule: messenger RNA, 816 nt
Organism: Malassezia japonica
Lineage: Eukaryota; Fungi; Basidiomycota; Malasseziomycetes; Malasseziales; Malasseziaceae
Exons: 2
Coding region: 1-816 (271 amino acids)
Source: RefSeq, a predicted model, not a curated record
AUGAGCGAUCCGGCCGUGCGGCAAGCGUACCGCCGCCUGCUGCGCGCCGCCCUACGCAAGCUCCUGCGUGAGGAUAUCGAGGUGCCAGCGUCGGGGCCGUACGCUGAGCAUACCAUGGCGCUCUUUCUGUUUGCAUCCUUGUAUGCGCGCCCUGUGCAUGGCCCCUGCCAAGAGGGUGGGGGGCUAUGGCGCCCUGAUAGCACCUCGCGCGCCGCGCACCUUGCACACAACCUCACAGCGAACCUUGCGUCGCUGACCUACCAUCACCUGUCGCCCAAUACCCCCAUGCAGCGCAAGCGCGCCGGCGGCACGCCGAGCAGCACAGCGGCACGCAAGCAAUCGGUCGUGACCGAGGCGCUAUCUGCUCUGGACGAUACGUCGUCCGAGCCUACGUCGACGCAGCAUGUCGACGUGCUGCGCGUGCUCCCCAAACCCGUGCGGGGCCCGGCCGGUUUCAAGCCGGUGUACUGGGACGCCCAGCACCCCGAAAAGCACCUGCGUGCAAGCAGUGCAGCCGAGCUUGAGGCGCUGCAAACGCGGCUUACCGAGCUGGCCGAGCAGUACGCCGCACUCACCGAGGCGCACGGCCCCAAGGACAAGCGCACAAUUGACGCAAAAGCGCGCAUGGUCGACCUGCGUGGCUCGCUCAAAGGCAUGCGCAAGGCCGAGGUGAACCGCCACGCAGAAGAAGAGCUCGCUGCACGCCCAAAGCGCGCGCUCUACGACCUGGUCCAAGGGCUCGCAGCGAGCGAGUCGCUGUGGCUCGGUGUGCCGCGCUGGACGCGGUGGAUGAACGGCGAGUACCUUGCCCCGUAG